UUGAGCAGAAAAAGUCCCCAGAUCUUUCCUCUUCUUCAUCACACAGCAGAAAUGAGUGCUGCCAUUCCCCUCACCCAGAGAUUAGCCGGUAAGGUGGCAUUAAUAACUGGUGGAGCCAGUGGCAUAGGCGCCUCCACUGCCAAGUUAUUUGUGAAACAUGGUGCCAAGGUCAUAGUCGCAGAUGUCCAAGACCAACUUGGGCUCUCCGUUUGCAAAGAAAUUGGUCCUGAAGAAACUGUUUUCUAUGUCCACUGCGAUGUAACAUGUGACUCCGACGUCCAAAACGCCGUCGACACUGCCAUAUCCAAGUAUGGGAAACUCGACAUCAUGUUCAGCAACGCCGGCAUCUCAGGCGAAAUGGAGUCAGGAAUCUUACUCGUCGAUAAUACAAACUUUAAACGGGUUUUCGAUGUGAAUGUGUAUGGGGCCUUCUUGGCCGCUAAGCAUGCCGCUAGAGUUAUGAUUCCGGCUAAGACAGGAUGUAUUAUAUUUACUUCAAGUGCGGUUUCGGUUGUUUCAGUGGGCGCCACACAUGCAUAUGUGGCAUCGAAGCAUGCUGUGGUGGGACUUGCCAACAACUUAUGUGUGGAGUUGGGACAAUAUGGGAUAAGAGUUAAUUGCAUAUCUCCGUUCGGAGUGGCAACACCUAUAUUAAGGAAAGGAUUAGGAAUAAUGGAGAAGAGGAAGGUUGAAGAGUUGGUUUGCUCUGCGGCCAACCUAAAAGGUGUGGUGUUAGAGGCGGAAGACAUCGCAGAGGCAGCCUUGUAUCUGGGGAGCGAUGACUCCAAGUACGUUAGCGGGAUCAACUUGGUGGUGGAUGGCGGUUACAGCAGUACAAAUCCCUCUUUUGGAAUGGUACUUAAGUCUCACUCGUCAUCAACCCAUCCAUCCCAAAACUAAAGUCACUCCCAUCUUAAUUCUAUGUCUAAUAAACCUAGUUUUGUCAAUGAUGAAAAAAAAAUGUUGUAAAAUGCAAAGUUCUCAUUUCAUUGUUCAUGUUGUAAUCAACUCAGAAUUCUGAAACUCAGUGUUGAACCAGGUUUUAUGGAAGUUUUUUGUAAUAAAAUACCAGUCAGUCAUGUCCCA
Vitis vinifera (wine grape) is the source of this 1086-nucleotide messenger RNA. RefSeq names its product short chain aldehyde dehydrogenase 1. The record is from RefSeq and is a predicted model, not a curated record. Gene Ontology annotation, molecular function: oxidoreductase activity, acting on the CH-OH group of donors, NAD or NADP as acceptor. Bases 52 to 900 code for a protein of 282 amino acids. Lineage: Eukaryota; Viridiplantae; Streptophyta; Magnoliopsida; Vitales; Vitaceae. The transcript has 2 exons.